Molecule: messenger RNA, 4370 nt
Organism: Plectropomus leopardus (leopard coralgrouper)
Lineage: Eukaryota; Metazoa; Chordata; Actinopteri; Perciformes; Serranidae
Gene: pik3r6
Product: phosphoinositide-3-kinase regulatory subunit 6
Biological process (GO): G protein-coupled receptor signaling pathway; positive regulation of MAP kinase activity
Cellular component (GO): phosphatidylinositol 3-kinase complex, class IB
Molecular function (GO): 1-phosphatidylinositol-3-kinase regulator activity
Source: RefSeq, a predicted model, not a curated record
CAAGAGGAAAUACACUCGGCAGCGUGUGGCUGUCCUCACUUGCCUCUGACUCGCUUUCGCUCUCUCUCUCUGUCACACACUCGGUUUCAGUACAGAGACCUGCACGACUGUUUGGUCCGUGUCCGUGCCUCCACAGAACGAUUUGAAACAUACGCAAUGCAUGUGAGACAUGACAAACAAGGCCCCCUGGGAUAACUCAAACAGUGUGUGCAGCAUGGAGCCAGCAGCCGGCUGCUCCCCCACAGUUCCAGAGGGGGAACUCUACCGCAGUGUCCAAGCUGUGCUGCCGAGGGACACUGACAACCAGCAGAACCCAGACCUGAGCAACAAAGGCAUGCUGAGAUGGACGCUUCAUAAGAAGGUUCAAAACAAUCCAACAAACAGCUUAUCUCUGGUGUGGGUGCUGAUUAAAGAGCUGGAAAAGGCUGAGAGAUGGGACUCUCGAAAGUGCAUCAUUCCUCUGCUUCACACGCUGAUGUAUGCUAUCAUUCAGACAGCCUACAUUCCAGAUGAGCUGUACAAGCGGGUUUACGACUUUUGCAAGAGGCUCCUGACCUACCCUCACCCCUACUGCAACGUUGGCCUCAGCUACACGAGGCAGAUAAAAACUGAACGCUCCACUCCAGGUCUAAUGUUCCAGAGGAUGGUCACAGCAGAGCAGAGACUAAAAAAUGAGCACUAUCCCUUUCAGGAGAGGAUCUUUGUCCUGGCUGACCCAGAAAUCUUCUCUGGCUCUUUGGGACAAGUCCUGUUAGGCGAUAUUGAGGCUUCUUCUUCAAUCUCAGAUUCAGAUGGAUCUCUGAGUCCUUUAGAUCACAUGUGCAAUGUGGUCCAACACUCCAUACAGGCUGCUUUAGGAGCAGACCAGUGCGACGGGCCCAGACUGGCUCAAGCCCUAAAGGACAUGGGUCAAGACGUGGAGUCGCAUUUUCAGGAAGUGUUGGCAGCUCUAGAGCAGAGCGCAGAGGAGGGCGGCAGAGGGGAGGGGAGAGCGCUGAGGAGCCGUCUUAAGCGGCUGUAUAGUAGGAUCCUCACCGACACAGACUCAGAGCCAUUGUCCAGUGGACGACUGCGUGAUUGCCCUCUUCCCAACCCAGAGAUGAGCUUCCACCUGUGGACGGAGGAUCUGGAUAUCUGGCGAGAGCUGGCCAAGUGGUUUCGAUCCAGCUCCAUGUCGGAUCAGUUCUCCCUCAGUCAGGAGCAGGAAGACUUUGAGCUGGGUGAGUCGCCAGGUGACGUGAUGCCGUCUGACAUGACGCGCUUCUCCGUCAUGUCCAAUGACAGCGGCAUUGAAAGAGACCUGCCCCCUGGCUCCGAUACCUCGCCAUCGUCAUCUCUGGACUCUGCCAGCAUUAGCACAUCAUGGGAACAAUGCAGAAGUGAACAAGAUUUGUCGAGGCUGUCACGACGUGGAGGCAUCAGGAUGAAAACAUCAGUGAAGGACAGCAUGGUGCUGAUGCAGGACACACUAGAGGAGCACGCAAGUCUUGGAGGAGGAAUUAGAGAGAGGGGAGGAAGAAAAGGGGAGACUCUACAGAGGCGGGCAGGAGGCAACACGAUGCAGAACCUCUUCCCCAAGCAGCAGAGACACUUCAUUGCCAGGAUUGUCAUCAUGGGAGAUGACAGGGUGCUGGGCCGUCUGGCCAAGGCCUACUAUUUGCUCAGGAAAAGGGAAGCACGGAGGCUUUUUCUUACAAUGAAAGUCAACCUCCAGUUUUACUACAUCCCUGUUUGCAGUGCCACAGCUCCCAUCUCCUCUAACAAGGGAAACCUUCAUCAGUCCAAGGGAAAUCCCUGCACUCUUGGUUCCUACUUGAGCAUGGUGGACCCGUGGUACAGCUCAAACAUCAAGAGUUUAGGCUGCAUGAUCCCCAAACUCGCUAAGCUGCAGAUGAACCCAGGGAGGCCAAAAGAGCCCUUUGUGUCAGAUGUCAUUUCCUAUUAUGUUCGUACCGGCCAGCAGCCUGUCUACUUCACCAUCUACUUUGUUAAGAUCACAUUCACCAGCAUGACAAAGGAUCCUGUGGAGGAUGUGUUUCUUACCCAUCUAGAGAUGGAGUUCCCCGAGUUCAGACAGAUCUCAGCGUCAUGCCGAGAUAAACCAAAGAAGAGCUCAGGGGAGGUAUGCGGAGCUGUCAUCUCGAUGAAAUACAGAAAGGUGACAUUAAGUGGCCGAGAUAUUGACAUAGGAAUGUCAGUCAGGACAUCAGGAGCUCAGAUCAGUGCUAUUCCCUCCAAUGAAGCAGAAGAUCUGAACUGUUUGACAAUGACAUUCAAUGAAUCUCCAACAAAAUUAAAAAACAACACUUUGGAGUCAAAGAUUCGGUCAAGCAACAUUAAGAUUCGCACCUUGGAGAGUCGAUCUUUCACUGUUAGACUGGACAGAGACUGUCGCAGGACCUACAGAGAUGUACAGAGCAUUGAGAUAUCCCCGUGCCUUGAUCCCGGAUACUGCGUCCAGAAAACCAUGAGGUCCAAAUUCAAGUUGGGGGAGGACAAAGAAGCUGGAUUGAGCAAAUACAUGAACAAAGGACUCCCUCUGCCAAUCAACACAUUUGCUGGCAUCAUCACCUGAUGUGGCGGAGUAAACCCAAAAAGAAACAUGAGAAUGAAGGCAAUUCUCACUGUGUUUUGAUUGCAGGAGUCGUUGCGACUUCCAAGGAAACAGAAGUCCAAUCUGACACACGAAAAGACAAAAUGAAUCACCUGUGAGUCAUACUGAGCUGCUCCUGAAACCAAAAUGUUUCAGCUCUGUCAGUCAGGACUUGCAUGACUGGAAAAAGACUACAAAUCAAAGCAACUUGAGGCCAAAUGCAACACACACACACUCGCAUCCCUUCUUGCAGUCAAUGGAAUAGCCUGUCUGCUUCUUUUACAGUAUCAGGAACAACAUUGUUUCACACUGUAGGGUAUGAUUGAAUUCCUAACAAUGUUUCGCUCUCCAUGAGGGAGCUACUGUUCAGAGUUAAUGCCAAAGAACAAUACUGCCUGUGACACUAGAGAGAUCGGCAGGGAAAAGUAAGUAAGGUUUGUACCUUUAUACGUAAAAGAUUUCAGGACUACCGAGAAAUGGAUCACUUAUCAUGCGACAUCAUAAAAAACUAUGCAGGCAAAAGUCUGAAAAAUCGGAUUUUCCAAGUCACCGCUUGGUGAGACAGAUUCGAAGGGUUGAUUGUAACAGUUACUCUACUUCAUAGACACACUACCUUCUUCACAUACAUACAAUGCAGACUCGCCUGGCCUGUCAGUGACUGAAAGAUUGUGGAAAGACCGGUACGAUGACAGUUGACAGUUUUAACUGUUGCAUUUGUCUUAGCUGAAUUAUUCAAAUAACUUGUAAUUCACAUACAUGUUACAUAAUGCAAGCUGUAUUGUAGGUUAAUGUGACUGAUGCAAGCAUUGGGUUUAGUGCUGGAAAUGCUGCAGACAGUGCCGACGCUAGACCAAUGUGUCAAGAAUGACUACAGAACAGAGGCAGCUCUUGUGUUUUACUGUAUCAGACAGACAACGGGGAUCAUGUACGGACUGAACUACAUAAAAGAGCUGUUAGACUUCAGACUACUGACUUCAGGCCAUUGUCUGCUACCCCGACGUGCAAGAUUCUGUUUCAUGCUUGAUCAUAUACAAGACAGAGUGAAACCUUGGGGGCACUCAGAGUGAAACUUGCACACAUGCCAGUAAAAAACUCAAAUGUAUCAGCCUUGAGGUGUGAAAAUCACCUCUGACCAUGUCUUUGGUGAUACAUCAAUGUGUUAAAUUGCAUCUAUUUGCACUUAAACUGUAGGUUUGUUGUUUUGUAUUAUUUCCUUGUGGGAGAGGAGCAACAGUGUGUAAAACUUUUGCGUUCUCACUUGCACUCUCUCUUUAACUACAAUAUGUGGUUGAAAAAAAUUAAGCUGACUUUUACAGGCAUGCCUUGUAGGUCGAUAACAGAAGUAAGGAACGACUGACCAGACUGCCCUAUUCGAUGCACGCCCUGAGAAUAAUUAUGUCAUUACUUAACAUGUCACAAAUACAUGACAUCCUCUAAGUUAUUAGAGGGGCAUUUCAAUACAUGACACAAAUAUUUGGCUCAGUUGUUAUUCAUGAAAAGGAUGAAGACUUCGCUUUUGCCACAGAAUUAUUAGAUCACCCACCCUAGGAUGGCUCGGCACCCUAUUUUUGAUGCAUGCCCACAUGUAUGAGCUCAGACAGUAAAGAUCAACAGCCUCAGGAACUGGAAGUGAUGGGUUACACUGGCAGGGUAAAAUCAUGAGUUUGAAAAUCAUGAUACAUUUUGCACACGUUUUUUCACCUAAUGUCAUAUAUAAAGAUGAUGCCAUUAAAAUCAAAAUGCAAUUGUGUAAAUAAAUGAUUUUGUUUUUAUAAAA